UGGUAUACUCUCUCCCGGUAGGCUCUGGCCCUCAGAGCUGGGUAAAUAGCUCUCGGUAAGGUUGCCUGGAAUGCGGGAUUAUUACGUACAGGAUCUUAGAACUAAUAACUCUAGUUAGACCUACCUGGAAUGCGUGAUUAUUACGUACAGGAUCUUAGAACUAAUAGUUCUAGUUAGACCUACCUGGAUUGCGUUAUUUAUACGUACAGGACCUUAGGACUAAUAGCUCUAGUUAGACCUACCUGGAAUGCGUGAUUAUUACGUACAGGAUCUUAGAACUAAUAGUUCUAGUUAGACCUACCUGGAAUGCGUUAUUUAUACGUACAGGACCUUAGGACUAAUAGCUCUAGUUAGACCUACCUGGAAUGCGUGAUUAUUACGUACAGGAUCUUAGAACUAAUAGUUCUAGUUAGACCUACCUGGAAUGCGUUAUUUAUACGUACAGGACCUUAGGACUAAUAGCUCUAGUUAGACCUUGGAAAGAUGAGAAAUAUGAAUUAAGGUUUUAGAUAAAAAUAUAACCCCAGCAUGAUAUGUUUCGUAUGAUUAUAAUGUGUUAAAAGGUAAAAACCCUGUAUUAGUUUGGACCUAUUUUUCUUCAAAUAAACUGAUCUCACCUGUUGGAUUGGGACAACUAAAAGAAAAUCUGUGCUCUCCUCUCCUGCUUCAAAGCCCUAUGGCUGUGCGAAAAGGAAAAACGUUAGCCGUCUCCAUCCAGGAGCACAUGGCCAUCGAUGUUUGCCCGGGCCCUAUACGCCCUAUCCGUCAAAUCUCUGCCUACUUCCCCCGCUUAUCGCCCACUUCCUCCUUCUCCGAGCCGCUCUCGCCCAAUCAGGUAGCAGCUCCCACAUCGCUCAGCCCGAGCAGCGCAGAAAAAGGUGGAGGAGCAGUGGGACGAGGGAGCAGCAGCCUGUUGUUACCAGGUGCGGCGGGCGGUGGGGGCUCGCUGUCAGCCAUGAGUAGCAUGGACACCUCCAUCGAGAUCGACAGCUGUGACAGCGAUGAUAACACCGCCUUGGGGACGUUGGAGUUUGAGCUUCUGUACGAGAGAGCCACCAGCUCCUUACACUGCACAGUCAUAAAAGCCAAGGGUCUGAAGCCGAUGGAUUUCAAUGGUUUGUCUGAUCCUUAUGUGAAGCUGCACCUGCUGCCGGGAGCCUGCAAGGCCAACAAAUUGAAAACCAAGACGGUGCGCAACACGCUGAACCCGGUGUGGAACGAGACCCUCACCUACUGUGGAAUCACCGAGGAAGAUAUGUACCGCAAAACUCUCCGGGUGUCGGUGUGCGACGAAGACAAGCUGACACAUAAUGAGUUCAUCGGGGAGUCGCGGGUGGCCCUGCGUCGCGUGAAGCUGGACCAGACCAAACGCUUUAACAUCUGUCUGGAGCAUCCACCUCCUCUGCCUUCACCGACGGCGAUGAGCACGGCCCUUAGAGGAAUCUCCUGCUACCUGAGAGAGUGGGAGACUGAGCAGAUGAGAAGUCUAGAGGAGAGAGGCCGUUUGCUGCUCUGCCUGCAGUACUUCCCCCCCUCCAGUGAUGGCGAUGUGAAGGGUGAGGCCAAGGAGAGGGCUCGUGGCGGGUUGUGUGUCGGCGUCAAGCGCUGCGCCCACCUGGCAGCCAUGGACGUCAACGGCUUCUCAGACCCCUACGUUAAAACGUACCUCAAGCCAGACGUUCAGAAGAAAUCCAAGCACAAAACAGCGGUCAUAAAGAAGACUCUCAACCCGGAGUUUAAUGAGGAGUUCUUCUAUGAAAUCACCUUCUCAGAGUUAGCCACUAAGACGCUGGAGGUCACAGUGUGGGACUACGACCUAGGGAAGUCCAACGAUUUCAUAGGCGGCGUGUCUUUAGGGUGUCACUCGCAGGGCGAUCCUCUGCAGCACUGGAUAGACUGUCUGAAGAACAAGGGCACGAAAGUGGAGCGCUGGCACACGCUGACCAACGAGCUGCCUGGAUCCACGCUGCAGGAAUGAACUGAUCCUCUUUCACUGACACCGGAGAGACUGCCUAAAGAGAGACGUUUCACCGCAUGCUCUGAGGAUGUUCUGCAUGCCUAUGAAGGAUUCACGUCCUGCUUACUGUGUGUCAAACGAAACAUGAGAUCAUCAUUCAUGACAACAUACCCAAGGGAGGUCACACUCAGAGAUCAAUACUGUAAUGGAAGACCUAAAUAGACCCAAUGCAAAUCUGAGAAGCCACUGCAAAGCUAACAUCAUGAGCAUUUCCCUAAUCAUAUUCAUAGAGCUCCGUGUCCCUUUUGUGGAUUUAAUGUCAAUCGUAAUGCUUCAAUUAACUAGAAAAAUUGAAAUCGUGCAAGAAAAUAUAAUGAAGGAGAAGGCUGAAUUAUUCUGCAUUAUUCUUGCUCUUAUUACAUUCGGCUUGUUAUUUUCAUUCACUCACAGCGCACAUACCUCUCCCUCGCAAUAAUGGUUUGCCAAAUGCUUCCGAAAGACCUCCAAGGUGGUCUUAAUACUGUCUGACACUUUGUAUCAAUCGAUUAUGAUUGCCAUUGGAUUGCCUGCAGAAAACACGAGAGGCUGUUGGUUUCUUCCAUGUUUGAUGGUUUUGUGUCAGUGAUUUGCAUGUUUGGUGUUGAUGGAGCAAACUAAAAGUCAAAUAUGUGCCAGGCUCUGCUGCAGGACGUUCAUCAUUGUGUUGCUCCCAAUUCUCCUGAGGUGUGUUGCUCUGAUUAACUAAAGAGUUGUUUUUCAUUAAAUUCAAGGGUAACCGAUUGUGUUCUAUGCUGUUCAGUUGUUUAAUGUGUCAGCUCUAAUAUCAGAGUUUCUUGUUGGUGACACGUUGAUGUUGACCUAGAUUUGCUUCACAGUCUGUAAUUUGAGGAGAAGAGUGUUGUAAUUAACAGGAACAUUGCAGAGCUGAUUGGUUUUAUGGAGAGCUGUGCAUGGUCAUACUCUGACACACCGUCGAUACAAAUGUCAGCUUCUGUUUGAUAUCUAAAUUACAAAUAUGAAUGGUGUUUAGAGCACAGUGUCGUCUGAUGAUAUCUCUCCAUGACUGCUGCUUUACUAGAGAGCAGGACUUUAUCUGGGUCUCAUGUGGUUACAGAGGCAUGCUGAUAUUACCAGUGGUGUUCAUAUGUAAAUAUAAACUGUGAUUCACUUGCUUUGGAUGUUUGUCUUUUGGAACUUGAAGUGCGCAUGAUUGUUUCUUCUUUUUUUCAUAAAAAUGUUCAUAUUGACUUUA
Messenger RNA from Gymnodraco acuticeps, 3209 nucleotides. Its product is annotated as double C2-like domain-containing protein alpha. The transcript has 11 exons. NCBI's taxonomy places the organism in Eukaryota, Metazoa, Chordata, Actinopteri, Perciformes, Bathydraconidae. The record is from RefSeq and is a predicted model, not a curated record. The coding region runs from base 677 to 1978 and encodes 433 amino acids.